Messenger RNA from Gastrolobium bilobum, 2697 nucleotides. RefSeq names its product protein-tyrosine-phosphatase MKP1-like. The coding region runs from base 154 to 2349 and encodes 731 amino acids. The record is from RefSeq and is a predicted model, not a curated record. NCBI's taxonomy places the organism in Eukaryota, Viridiplantae, Streptophyta, Magnoliopsida, Fabales, Fabaceae. Gene Ontology annotation, biological process: protein dephosphorylation. The transcript has 2 exons. Gene Ontology annotation, molecular function: actin filament binding; protein tyrosine/serine/threonine phosphatase activity.
CUUGUAAGAAACGAAACCUAUGCGUUCUUCCGUUUCUUCAAGAUCCACCCUUCUAUAAAUUUGCCACUGCUUCCAUAUUCCUAUUUGUAUUUGAAUUUUCCACCUUCCCCUGUAUACACUAAAAAGAAUGAGUCAGAGACUGGGACAUGGUCAAUGGUUUUAGGGGAAGACGAUAAAGACCUCGCUUCCGGUGCCGGUGGCCGUGGCGGUGGUCAUCGGAGAACAUAUUCGCGUUCAGUUUCAUGGACUGACCGGUCGCCGGCGACUCGCAAGCCGGCGGCGAAUAACAAACCAAGAUCGUUGCUGCCACCCCUUCAGCCUCUCUCCAUCAACAAGCGGAGCGUUGAGGAGUGGCCAAGUGCUGGAUCUGAUGAUCUUGGAAUUUGGCCACUUCCAGAGACUCCGAGAGGAUCCGUGAUGGGUUCGGAUUCGGGUCAACCCGGGAAGGAGUUUCAGUUCAAGAGGGAGAAGUUGGCGUUCUAUGACAAGGAAUGUUCGAGAAUCGCGGAGCAUGUGUACUUGGGAAGUGAUACGGUGGCGAAGAACCAUGAGCUUCUAAGGCAGAAUGGGAUCACGCACGUGCUUAAUUGUGUUGGGUUCGUUUGUCCUGAGUAUUUCAAGAGCGAUUUUGUGUAUAAGACACUCUGGUUGCAGGAUAGUCCAACAGAGGACAUAACUAGUAUUCUGUACGAUGUGUUCGAUUACUUUGAGGAUGUUCGACAACAAGGUGGGCGUGUUCUUGUUCAUUGCUGUCAAGGGGUUUCUAGAUCAACCUCUUUGGUGAUUGCAUAUAUCAUGUGGAGGGAGGGACAGAGCUUUGAAGAUGCGUUUCAGUAUGUGAAGAAUGCAAGAGGUGUUACAAAUCCAAACAUGGGUUUUGCUUGUCAACUCUUGCAGUGUCAGAAAAGGGUACAUGCUAUGCCUGCAAGUCCAAAUUCUCUUGUUAGGAUGUAUCGGAUGGCUCCUCAUUCUCCUUAUGACCCUCUUCAUUUGGUCCCCAAAAUGGUUGACCAGCCAUGUGCACAAGCACUUGAUUCUCGUGGGGCCUUCAUUGUCCAUGUUCCUUCUGCUAUAUAUGUUUGGAUUGGUAAAAAUUGUAGUUCGAUGAUGUCUUGCAAUGCACGAUCAGCAGCCAUUCAGGUCAUCCGUUAUGAGAAGGCAAAGGGUCCAAUUCUUAGCAUCCAUGAAGAUGAAGAGCCACCAGAGUUUUGGGUUGCUCUUUCCAAUCAGCAACUGUUAUCAGGUAAUUGUGACAAGGCAGAGGACAAGAAUGAUAUAGUAUUGUUGCCUUCUUCGGAUGGGAUGGAGAUUGAUGCUGCAGUUGAUAUGGGAAUUCGUUCAAGGAAAGUUGAUGAAUAUGAUUUGGAUUUUGGGAUUUUCCACAAGGCGCUCGCUGGUGGGUUUGUUCCGCCUUUUUCUUUGUCUAAUACUGGAUCAGAAACUGAAACUUGCCUUCCUGCUAGAGAAAAUGGUUGGGGAAGACUGAGGAAGAAGCUUGCUAGUGGUAUCGUGAAAGGAUUGUUCACAUCCUCCAAAUGCUGUGAUGCAACCUCAUCCAAAGAUGAAUCGAGUGUGAACAUGGAAGAAGAAAAUCAACAUUCUGUAGUUGACCCUUUAUCACCAUCAUCAAACCAUCUUUGUGGUUCACCUGAUUCCUUUGAAUGUUUUGUAGAUAACAGCUCGGACAAGGCUAAAGAUUAUCCUGAAGUCAUGGAUCACUUUGUUCCUAUUGUUGAUUCACCAUCACUGCCACCAUCUCCUCACCAAACUUCAAAUUCUUUUCCUUGUUUUCUUAGCAGCAGCCCGAAAUUCAGUUCCAAGUCGCCAACACUUUCACCCUGCAGUUCUGAUUAUGCCAGUUCCUUUACAUUCUCACCUUCAUCUACAAAUUGGUCUGACUUGUCAUUCAUGUCUUCUCAGCAGCCAUCACCUUCUAGCCUGGAAUCAACUGAACCCUUUUAUGUUAAAGAUGCAUCUAUCUCAGAAAAUUCAGGUUUACUCCACAAAGAAGCUCUCUCUUCAUCUUCAGAGCCAUUUUUGGCUAAUCACACCUUGGUAGGGGCAAACACCAAUUUUCCGUGCAAAGGAUCUAAUCCCUCCAUUGCAGAGCGCAGAGGGAGUAAUCCACCACCUCGCAUGUUGCUAACCUCGGUCAGUGAAUCAUCCCAACCCCACAAGAUCAUGGUAAAAUCACAGUCAUUCUCUUUACCUGACUUAGAUGAUAAUUUGAAGAAGGAUGUUAGAUGCAAUCAAUCUGAUCUUGAAAACAGUGGAAAAUGGCUGACAUCAGAUGCUGAUAACGUAAGUACAGAAGUUGAAAGUGAGAUUACUGACAGAGAAUCAAUGUAGUAUGGUACUAUGUCAUGUAGCAUGAUUGUUAUGCUGAAAGUAGAAAACUUUUAAGAGAAAGUUAACUUGAUGACAAUGGUUCAGUUUUGUCCUGUAUAGCCAUAGUUGAGCCCAAAUGAUCUAUUUUUGGAGAUGAAUAUGCACUGUAAGGUUCAGUCUGAAUAUUGGUGCAUGCCUGCAAGGUGUAACUACACUGUCUGAAUACUGGUUCAGUCUGAAGUGCAUAACAAUGAUCAAAUUUAAGUGAAUACAAAGUCUUUUUUUUUUUUUUUUUUUUGGCUAUUUUUCUUGUUCUUGUUUAUUCAAGCCACCAGCCAGUAUGAAAGAUAUUGCUGUUUUGGGAUGGCA